AUGAUGAAAUUCGACAGUAUUAAUUUACAAUCACAUGUAGUGAAACAUCAACAACAAAAUAUCAACAAUUUAAAUAUUAAUAAUAUUGAUGAUAAUGAACAAAUCUGGGUAUUACGUGAACCAUUUAAAACAAUGUCAAAAUUAAAAACAGUUCUGAUGACAAAGAAUCGCCCACGUUUUAACGAAUCGUACGGUGUAUGA
This is a messenger RNA of Didymodactylos carnosus, 201 nucleotides long. NCBI's taxonomy places the organism in Eukaryota, Metazoa, Rotifera, Eurotatoria, Philodinida, Philodinidae. The record is from the annotation of a GenBank genome assembly.